Folsomia candida is the source of this 1100-nucleotide messenger RNA. Its product is annotated as protein canopy homolog 3. NCBI's taxonomy places the organism in Eukaryota, Metazoa, Arthropoda, Collembola, Entomobryomorpha, Isotomidae. Bases 45 to 674 code for a protein of 209 amino acids. The transcript has 3 exons. The record is from RefSeq and is a predicted model, not a curated record.
UGUAUCAUUCCAACAGAUAACGCACAACUUCUUUGCUUGGCGUCAUGCUUGCCACUUUUAAUUUUCUGGCCCUUCUUGUGGGGUCAGCCGGCGCUGCAAAACUGAGCAACCAAGUAAUCGCCAAGACCAAGGAAGAGCUUGACUACAUUACGAAGGACAACUCAAAAUGCGAAGUUUGCAGGGUCGUUACGAACAAGCUCGGGGAUCAAUUUAUCGAAACGGGUCGCCACUACCAGGUAAUUGAAAAAGGGUACAAUUUUGAACUAAGAGACGCUGCACCUCAAUUGGACUACGGUAAGAGCCAGCUCCGCCUAAUCGAAUCAACGGAACGAACAUGUCUCCAACUGUUCCACGCUCACAUGGAAUAUGAGAAAAAGCUAAAUGACACCAAGAGGGCGUACAGAUACGAAGAGAUUCAGCUUUUCAAGGGAAAAUGCGACCAGUUUGUGGAACGGUGGGAAGAUGAGAUUGAGGUGUGGUACUUGGAGCAUGAAGGGUCCGGGAUGUCCUUGCAGGACUACUUGUGCAGGGGAGUGGUGUUAAAGCAAAGGAACAGCCAGACAUGCUUGGGGCCAAGAAAGAAGGUGAAGACGGUUGGACGCAAGAGACCGGACGUUGUGGAGUAUGAUCCAAGUCCUGGACAAAGUUUGGAGGAAGAUGAGCUAAUUAAUUAGGAAAACAACUAAGGAAAACAUUUACAUAUAUUGAUAUAUAAUUAAAUAUAUGUACACAUCUGCGUAUAUACAUGAUUUCAUGCUUAGCUAGCUGCGGCUAUUCAUAAUUGGCUUGCCCGUUAGGUAUGUACAUAUUCUUUAACAUUAUAAUUGUUCUCAGAUUCUUGUACAUACCUAUGUGUACGGUACACACAAACCUAUCUAUGUAUUCCUACGUGGCUUAUCGAAUUGUUUGGCAAAUAGUUUUCUUAAAUUAUGUGUAAAUCAUAUUUUUAUCAAAUGCGAAGCUAAGCAUAGCAUAGCAUGUUACACAUUCAUUGCUACAUAUAUGUACAAUCAUAAGUAAUUAAGCAAAUGUAGAUCACCUGUACAUUAACUAUUUCACUAUAUGACACUUAAAAUAAAUACAUAAAUCUUGAAUAUUUA